Messenger RNA from Osmia bicornis bicornis, 3900 nucleotides. Its product is annotated as chondroadherin. Gene Ontology annotation, molecular function: voltage-gated potassium channel activity; potassium channel activator activity; transmembrane transporter binding. Lineage: Eukaryota; Metazoa; Arthropoda; Insecta; Hymenoptera; Megachilidae. Bases 740 to 2239 code for a protein of 499 amino acids. Gene Ontology annotation, cellular component: voltage-gated potassium channel complex. The record is from RefSeq and is a predicted model, not a curated record. The transcript is spliced from 5 exons.
UAAUACAUACAAGUGAUGUGACAAGUAUUAAUUCACGUUCUACUUUAAAUUGUUAUCAAACUAUAUUAACCCUUCAACAACUUUUAAUUUCUCUUUUAAGCGUUUUCUCGUUUGAUCGUCAGGACGUCGAAAACAGCGGACCAAUAUUGCCGCAGGGAAAAAUUUCAAUCAGGCCACGAGACAUACAAAGAACGAGUACGUAAUAACGAUGGAGAACAAUUUCACGCUACAGUGAAUACAGUUAACAAUUAUUAUAAUUAGAGAUGCAAGGUAAUUAAUUAAAGUAGCAUUGAAUUGAUAAAAAAAAAUUGAUGCAGGUAAUAUUGCGUGUACCAGGCGCUCCCUUAAUCAGUAUCGCCCGUAGUGCAGACCAGGAGAGACUCAUAUUAUUUAACCCUAUUAUUUUUUAUGUAUAUUCUUUGAAUGCAUUAUUUCUUUAAUAACAUUAUAUUCUAAAGUAUGUAUUUAAUACCUUCAGGAACAAUGCGAUUAACUUAAACAGAGAAGGUAUCGAUACAUCGAUAGCGGGAUAUAAAGUGAAAUUCAAAGCCGUAGAGUAUUAUCCCAGGUCAGUACGCUUUGAUCAUCUCAUACUCUGAAUAUUUCUAUACAUCUCUCUAAUAAGUCUCAUUCCAGGAUUACGCACACAGAGAGAAUAAUUAUGGGCUUGCGCAGAUCGUUGGUCGGGGGUGGGGGGUGUGUGACUAAGGAGAAAUAAAGCCUCGAGCCCAGCCGGUGAAUGCGGCCGCGAAUAGCGAAAUUUCUCCGAUCCGUCUCGUUCUCCCAGAAAUCAGAGAACCUCUACUUGCUUCAAAGUUUAUCGUUCUGCUGGUACGGACACGCUGGAACAUCGGCAGCUGGUCGCAACGUUUUCCUGGAUGCCGAGGCAUGCGCCCUAAAAACUCUGGGAUUGAUGUAUUGCAGAGCGCAGAUAACGCAUAGGUUUAAUAGAAAAUUAAGAUAUCGAUGUGCUGAAGAUAAUUUUCAAAUAAUUACGGAGGCAGAGGAAGGAUACUUAUCUUUUUUUAGUCAGCCGAGGAAUGAAUAUUUGAUCUGCAUUUAUUACCUGCUGUGGACAGCAACGCUGAGUCCGAGGCUUACCUUAGAACAGGAAACGAGUACUGCGAAAAAUUGGGACUGUCCUGCAGAAUGCAUUUGUCUUUCCCCGAAACAGGUUCUUUGCAACACAGGUGGGCUAAAAGACAUUCCCACGCAACAGUUGUCUCCAACAGUGGAGGAACUCUCUCUGACGAAGAACAACUUCCCGAUAAUAAAAGGCGAUGCGUUCGCCGGUCUGAGAGUCCUGAGGAAGCUAACAAUGGAUGGUAACAACAUCUCCACGAUACGUCCAUUCGCGUUCCGCGGAUUGAGCCGAUUACGUGAACUCUCUAUCCAACAUACACCUCUACCGUUCAUCGAGAAGUUUUCCUUUGCUGCUUUGCAAAAUGUAUCCGUAUUGCUACUGGCGAAUAAUAAGAUCCGGUACAUCGAGGGAUACUCUUUCGCCGGCACGUCGAACAUACGUGUGAUACUGUUAAGCAAUAAUCCACUGCUCAGAAUUCAGAGUCACGCAUUCUCAGGCCUAACGAAUGUCGUUCGCUUGAUUUUUCCCUCGGGAAUCAGAACCAUCGAACCGGACGCUUUCGAUGGCCUCCAGCAUGUUGGCCUACUUAAAUUAACCUACAUGGAUCUGUCUUCCCUUCAGUCCUACACGUUCCGUGGUCUCUUCUAUGUGCAUUCGUUAAAUAUCCAAGAAAGCGACUUAGGUAUUAUUGAAAAGGACGCCUUCACUGGCCUGUCUCGCGUCGAUCGGCUGAAUAUAUUGAACAACAAGAUUGAUCUCAUCGAAAGACUGUUCCUGAAGUACGAGAAUAAUAUCGAGUUGCUAAGGUUUCAUGGAAAUCAUGUAUUGGAGGCACCUCGUCACGCUAAAGACGUGAACCUUGAAGUAGCCUCCAUCAGCGCCAUUGAUAAUCAUUUUCCCUGUGAUUGCCAGGCUCAUAAUAUCCUAGAGAGCGAUUUUGUCAAUGGCACUGUCCACGAAUUUCAGAAGAAAAAUUACUGUAUCUCGCCUAUCGAGUACAAUGGAAAGCCUAUGAACCUCGUCGACUUUGAUCUGAUUGCAAGAUGUCAUGAUAAUGUUGUACAAGACAACCUUGGCUCUGGCGUUGUCGGGAUUUUUACACUGCCGACGACUUUGUUUCUUAUUCUUCUGUUCUCCAUGAAUCUUUUUCAAUGAGUCAAAUGUUUAGGAGUCAAGUGUAUCGCUAUUGGGGUUGUAGUAUUAGUCUGGGUGACUUCCAUCGUGUCUGCAUUUCAAAGUAGUUGAUGACCUUUUUGUUACAAAGGGGUUAAUAAUCACUGUCUUUUUUAAUUUGUGAUUUUCUAGUAUUAGGACAUAUUUAGUUUAAAAGAAAUAAGACUUAAUAGCAAUAAGUAAGAUUUAUUAUCUUGUAUAAAUGCGUAUAUAUCAUUUUCUUCAUUCAUGAAAUUUAGGUACAUAUUACUGCCAUUUACAUAUCUUAUUUGAUAGAGUUAAACUUUGUUUUAAAAAAUCACAAGUAGAAAAAUGUGAUUGUACUUUAAUUAUUAAGGCAGGUGAUUGUUACUUGUAUUUUAUUGAAAAUAUAAGACGAAUAACAUCUAAACUGCCGCCUUUCAAUUUGUAAAAGUAACACUUACGUGAUGGAUUAUUGUUGUAAUUUCACUUUAUGAAACCGCUAUUAAAAUGUCAAUCAAGAUCUCUUAUUAACGUUCACCACCUUCUCGAUUAUUGUAAUUCGCACGACUACGAGCUUUAACUGAUCCAUGUAAAUGGAUCAACGAAACUGCAUAUGUUAUGGAUUUAUUCUGUAAAUUAGUGGUGAUUUUUAUCACACUUAAUACUUCAUAUCAUGUUGACCUCUCGUUUUGUAUUUUGAUUUUUAUCAAUUACUCUUAAACUGUUCAUUCUACAUAGAUACUAACAUCUUAUUGUUCGUAUAUAAGUAAGUCUGAUUGAUACAGUUCCAUGUAUUUAAUAUUAAUUUAUGUUAAGUGUACAAAACAAGGGGUUAACAAUCAGAUUUAAAUAAAUAACUUUCGAUGACGAUAAUGAAAGUAUAUUAGAAAUUAAGGAUAUAUAAUAAAUUCACCCUGUACGAAGGGAUAAAAUUUGCGUGAUUCAAAAAAGAUAAAUAACUAUAAUUUAUGCUUGAAAAGUUAACUCUUCGAGGAUGUGUAGUGUUCCAUUUAUAAAUUUGUAUUAUUGAUUGAUAUACAUAUACAUAUGUAUACUUGUAUCAUUUAUAUUUAAUAAUAAUAUAGUUGAUGCUGACACGAUACUCUUAGAGUUAACUUAACGAAUGAUUGUUCUACGUAUACGUAGUCUUCCGUGCAUAAAAGAACCAUUUAAAAAGAUCAGAUUUAUUAUGCAAGAACAUAUUUUAAUGCUAGUCAGAAUUUCCUAUUGAAAUGCAAGCAGUCACUUGUUGCGUUUCGGGAGCAACUGUUUCUUUAUUUAGAAAUUUUAUUAUAUUUUUAAGCAAAUCGCAAUAUGUAUGUAUACUUUACUAAUUAUACCACCUGAAGUUGUUAAUAUUCCAAAACCUUUUUAUAUGUAUGUUUAUUAUUUUUAACAAAUUGUUAUAUUUACACUGUUUUACUGAUCAACUUUUUGACUGAAGAUUGAUAAUCGAUGUAUUAUGCUUCUGACUAUAAAAUAAAAGGGAAAUAGUUUUUCCCUUGCCAUUUGUAAUGUAAAAUUUGCGUGGCCUUCGGUCAGCAUAGUAACCGAGGACCAAACUAGCUUAUAUUUUUUACCAACAUCUAAUAUUGUAACAGUAUAACGAAAUUAAUAAUUAAAUAGUGUAACCUUUUAUUGUAGUUAGAACGGUCUGUCAUUUAAUAAACGACAAAAGU